This is a messenger RNA of Pangasianodon hypophthalmus (striped catfish), 7262 nucleotides long. It is a transcript of the gene disp3, whose product is annotated as dispatched RND transporter family member 3. The transcript has 22 exons. NCBI's taxonomy places the organism in Eukaryota, Metazoa, Chordata, Actinopteri, Siluriformes, Pangasiidae. The record is from RefSeq and is a predicted model, not a curated record. Gene Ontology annotation, cellular component: membrane. The coding region runs from base 1177 to 5196 and encodes 1339 amino acids.
GGUUUAGAAUUUUCGUGAGAUUAUUACAUCCUAAUUUUGUAUCAGUGUUGUGUAAUCUAAUUGUAAUUUAUUUUUGCACUAGCAGAAUCCUAAUUUUACAAUACGUUUCAAAUUACCAUCCUGUGCCAACAAUUUUAUUAUUAAGAUUAACAAGUCUCAUUAUUUUUUUAAUAUCCAAUCAGCCUAUUCCAGUUCAGCUAUCACCAAAACCCCCUUAUCUCCCACUCUCUCCCUCUCUCUCUCUCUCUCUCUCUUUCUCUCGAUCUCGACUAAACCAUCAUUUUAUAUAAAGGAGGGGGGACCAACUAUAUCCAUUUGUAAAAGCUUAACAUUGGUCACAAUUUUUCAACCAAAUGUCAGUGAAAUAUUGAAGAUUCAACAUGUUUACAGAGGUCUGUAUCCUUGAUGAAUGGAUUCAUCGUCCUCCUGUGUUUGCACUGUGUGUGUGUUUCCUCUCUCCUCCUGUCAGCUGCAGGGAGUCUGGAUGCCUGGAUGGGAGCUUGAACAAACCAGUGAGAGACAGAAAGAGGAACUGAGAGAGAGAGAGAGAGACAGAGGCAGAAAGAAAGAGAGAGCACACACAUACACACACAUACACAGAGAGAGAGAGAGCUUCAGAAGCACAUUCUUACACUCCACAAAGCAGUUGCUUGGACCACCGAAGACAGAACGAAAGAAGGGAAUCACAACACAGAGGAAAGGAAAAGGAGGAAGAAUGAAAGUGGAAAAAAAGAUCUGCAGGUUCUGUAGGUCCUGAAGUGUGAGCUUCGGGACACGAUUGUGAAGAUCAUCUUCUUUUUAACCACCUGCAAGAAAAGUGAAGAUUAAAAUAUUCCUUUCAUUUAGCGAGCUCUUGUGGGAAAUUACUACAAAGCGAAGAACUCCUCCAGCAGCAUCCUGUGAAAUAAAGAAUUUAUCCUCUACAGUAGCGAGAGCCUCCACCAGAUGUUAAACUGAUUCAAAGGCCAAAGGCUGUGCUCCAGCAGCCUAGUGAACGACAGAAUUAACGACCGUGACCUUGUCCUCGAGAGCAGCCAUUUACAAAUAACCUGGCACUCACUGGCGACUGCUGCGUAAUUCAGACCUGUUUUAUCGCAGUUUCACUGUAUGUGGAGAUAACAGACGGGGUACACCAGGCCAGCAGUGAUAUAACUGCCUGAUUGUCUCUGUAAUACCAUGGAUUCAGAGGAUGAACCCUUGUUGCUCCAGGCUAUGUGGGACUUUAGUGAGUAUGAGGAACAAGAUGAGGAAGAAGAGAAGGAAGCUUGCGAUGAAGGGGUUGAAGUAAUCAGGGGAGAGCCGAUCUGUAGAGGAUUGUGGUGGGUGGUAGGAUGGAUUUACACUCGUCCCUGGGCCAGUGGAGUGGUUCUUGUUGUGGGCUUCCUGCUUCCCUUAACUCUUUCUGCCUACAUGUUCAUCUACUGCGAGCCCCUGGACAUUGAUCUCUCCUACAGUGCCUUUGAAGUAAGGAGCCAUUCAUCUGCAGAGCGCUUCGAUGCACUCACCAUUGCACUGAAAAGCCAGUUAGGGUCUUGGGAUAGACACAGGCGUGAUGCAGAAGGGUUUGAUUUUGACUCAAAUGCCCUUAGGGAUAUCCUGUUGCUGAAAUUAAACAGACAAGAGAAACAGACAGUGGUGGCCAAUCAGACACAACUAUCUGAGGUUUUGGGAAAUAGACAGGGUAAAUUUGAGGUAGCACAAAAGCAAGGAGACAGAAUUAACACUAAAACAGAGCAAAUGAUGAAAAUGUUGGAUGGUGAGAAACAAGAGGGAAAAAUGAGGCAAAUUAGAAAUUGGACAGAAUCUGACAGAACACAAGUGUAUGAGGAAACAAGCUCAGCUCUUGUCAGAAAACCAAGAUUCGCAGGUUACUCCUACCUUCAGACCCAGGCUCUCUGGAGGAUGGAGCUGGUGUUUGUGGCUCAGGGCGACAAGGACAACAACAUCUUCACCCCGGAGCGUCUUCACACCAUCCACCACGUGGAGCGACUCCUCAUGCAACAUCCACAAUUCCAGCAGUUUUGCUGGAAGCCUCUGGAAGUGUUGAGGGACCUUCCUCUGGGGCCUUCAUACUGCUCACCCCCUAGCUCCCUCCUCUCUUACCUCUUCCCCAGUGAGCGAGGAGGGAAGAUCUACUUUGACGGCAUGGGCUCCGACCUGGCAGACAUACAAGGUGCUUUGAGUCUGGCAAUCACCCACCCUCAGUUUUAUUGGUAUGUGGAUGAGACACUCACUCCGGACAGCCUUCAUUCCUCCCUCCUCCGCAGCGAGAUCCAUUUUGGAGCACCACUGCCAUCCUUCUACUCUGUACAAGACAGGCCCCUGGAGCAGAGACGAAGAUUCAGGGACUUUGUGGUUCAGUAUGCUGAUAUUCUGGCUCAGCAGUCCACCAGCAAGGUGAAGGUGCUUUAUGGGGGUACAGAGCUUUUUGAUGAUGAGGUCAGAAGGACGUUCCACAGCGACAUGUUGCUAGCGUUAUUCAGUGGCUCUUGCAUAGCAGUGCUGGUCUAUAUCCUCACUUCUUUCUCAUUGUUUCUGACAUUCUUUGGCUUGGCUAGUAUUGGCCUGAGCUGCCUGGUGGCUCUGUUCCUCUAUCAUGUGGUCUUCGGGGUGAAGUACUUGGGCAUUCUCAAUGGUGUGGCAGCCUUCAUAAUCAUUGGCAUUGGUGUGGAUGAUGUGUUUGUGUUUAUCAGCACGUUCAGGCAGGCAGCUCAUGUUGUAGGAGCUGAGCAGCGCAUGAUCCACACAGUGAAGACAGCAAGUCGCGCCACCUUCCUCACCUCCUUCACCACGGCAGCUGCUUAUGCAGCCAAUGCCUUCUCCCAGAUCCCAGCGGUGCAUGACUUUAGUCUGUUCAUGUCUCUCAUCGUGAGUUGCUGCUGGCUCUGGGUGUCCAUUCUAAUGCCUGCUGCCCUCUGCAUUUGGAAUCAGUGUGCUGCUGCCCACGCUAACGCCUGUCCAAAAUGGUGGAGUACUCUGAAUACAUUCUCAGUCAAUCUCAGCCCUCUUUCUGAUGAGGAUGAUGAUGUGGCUCUUUUGACUGUAGAGACAGAACCAGAUCUCCAUGAUUCGGAGUUUGAUGCAGCUCUGCUGCCUCUCCCAGAUGGAUCCACAGAAGGGAACAUUGGGUUGGUCAGUGCCAAGCUCCAGAGGGCAUUGCGAUCCUGGGUGGCUGAGCCUGCGGUGAAGAGACGCAAGGCAAUUAUAGCUCUAUAUGUUGUGGUACUGCUUGCUUCAGUGUGUUGCUGUAGCCUCCUUAAACCAGCCAGUCAUGCUCCUGCACUCUUCCACCACAACACCAACUUACAGCAACUGUUGGAUCUCCGUAGCAACCUGAGCGCCCAGGGGAUCUCGUGUCACAUGUGCUCAGGAGUGUUUAUGGAAACACCUCACAGCUUGCACAGCAGCGUCCACGCCAUGAGCUCCACAUCAAGGAAAAACUCCCCAUCAAGCCAAGCUGAAGGGAGUCCAAGACAGCAAAAUGCCACACACAUUACAACAGAUGGCCUUCUGACAGUUUUUGUGUCUAAGCUGGAGGUAGAUGCACCUGUUACCCUCUACCGCUACUCUCUUAGUGCCAGCAUGCCCGCUCCCUGGAGAGCACUGAGCCCCAGGCAUGGGGACGUGCCAUCAUUUCAGGCUUACAACAGUCGCCAUGGCAACUAUAGUGCACGGCUUACAGUGUGUGUGUCGCAUGCCUACCAUCCACGGCCACGAUGGAUGUUGACCUUGGGGUCAUGCGACCCUCGCCAUGGCUGGAGGUCGGACUUCAGCUUCUUUGUGGCACCUAGUGAGCAGAAAAACAGCAGGAGGUUGUAUUUUGCCCAGAACACCCUAAGCCCAUACCCUAGUCGUGUGUGUGAUGGACCACCAGGCUGUAUGGUCAGCUCUGGGCAUGAUGGACCUACUCAGGGCAGUUUCUAUACCCCUGUGCCUGCAGCCCCUAGAGAGAUGAAGAGUUCGAAGACAUCGGGCUUUAACCCUUGUAGUGGAGGCGGAUGUGGGAAGCCAGCAGUACGUCCCCUGGUGGACACUGGAGCCAUGGUGUUCAUUGUGUUCGGGAUACUCGGGGUCAAUCGCACUCAACGUUCAGACAACCAUGUUAUUGGAGACCUGGGCAGUGUGAUCUACGAUCCUGACUUUGAUCUCUUCAAUGAAAUUGGUCACUUGUGCCGACUCUGCAAAGCCAUCAGUGCCAAUACACAGCUUGUCAAGCCUGGCGGGGCACAGUGCUUGCCUUCAGGCAACAGUCUCAAAUCUAUCCUUCCUCUCCUCCACCCUGAGUGUCAGUCUCUUCCUGAGCCCAACCUCCUGCCUGGCCAACUCUCCCAUGGUGCAGUGGGUAUGCAGGGCGGGCGAGUACACUGGAUCUCCAUGGCUUUUGAAUCAACCACCUACAAAGGAAAGUCCUCGUUUCAGGCAUACUCGGAUUUCCUGCAGUGGGAGAGCUUCCUGAAGGAGCAGUUAGCAUCUCUCCCACAAAGUUCAGCUCUGCGACGGGGCUUCCAGACCUGCCAGCACUGGAAGCAGAUAUUCAUGGAGAUCAUAGGUGUGGAGAGCGCGCUUUACAGUCUGCUCCUGUCCUUGGCCAUCUGUAUAGCAUCCGUCGCAGUGUUUACUGUCCAUCCUCUACUGUUGCUGCCUAUCCUGUUUAGCAUUCUGGGUGUGGUGUGUAUGGUGGUGGCAGUGAUGUACUGGUUAGGCUGGGAGAUGGGUGCAGUGGAGGCAAUCUCUCUCUCCAUCUUAGUUGGAUCUUCGGUGGAUUACUGUCUGCACCUGGUUGAGGGCUUCCUGCUCGCUGGAGAUACAGAAAACAUGGGGACUGUCAGUCACAGCACGGACCCAUCAACCGAGCGUCAGCGGCGAACACUGGAAGCUGUCAAUCACGUUGGAGUUGCCAUAGUAUCUAGCGCGAUCACGACAGUGAUAUCGACCGUGCCACUGUUUUUCUGCACGAUUAUGCCUUUUUCAAAGUUUGGCCAGAUUGUGGCUAUUAACACUGCCAUCUCAAUAUUAUUUACCCUCGUUGUGACCACAGCCCUGCUAGCCACAAUGGGGCCUUCACACUUCACUCGGCCACCCCGAGCAGUUCUCAAAGCCAGCCUGGUGGUGCUUGCGGUGGGGCUCUCAGGGUGUCUGUUCUGGUGGACCGGAUCACAACUGAUCCCCACUAGCUGGAGCUCACUUAUUACUUAGACAUGGAGAUGUCUACUGAUCUGUUAGCCAAAAGACUGAAGAAUCCAAAUGAAUUAAGACAGAACUGUUGUGUAGUGACACAGCCACUGAAUGUAUUUGGUGUGUAAAUUAUUAGGAUGUACAUGAUACAGAAUACAUGAUACUGUUUUGUUGAAAUUAAAGGGUGGUCCUUGUGGGACACCUUAAAGGAAAGAUCCACCAUGAAUAACUUGCAUAUUAUUAUUAUUUAUAAUCUGCAUUGACUUUUUUUUUUUUUAGUGUAAACUUCUCUCAUCAACAGUGUUCUGUUUUCACUUUGGUUAACGGUUACCUACAUCACCCACAAUGCUGCCAGUGGGAUUUAGCCCUCACUUCAUCUCUAUCUAAAUAUAGCGAUGUAGCAGAGCUUUAGCCCAUCAGCAGCAUUGUGCUUGUCAGCUCAUAGGUCGCUAACUAGCCAAGUCACGACUGCUUCGUAUAGCUACUUUGCAUCCUGGGACUUUGAGACCAACAUUUGCUGUCUCCAUUACAUCUAUGUUAGAUUUCUCAUGAAUAUGACAUUGAACAUUGCUGGAAAAUGGUAAGUGAGAAAAGAAACUCUUGUACUUUUUUUUUUAGGAUCUAAAACCGAUACCUGGCCAUAUGUUUGAGAUUGAGAUUGAAACUAUUGUUACUGCGCUGGCAAUGUCCUCCUGUGACGUCAAUGCGGCACACACUCGCUGUCUUCUCACGGCAAUAAUGAAAAUACAGCAUCCACCAACAAAUCAGCACGACAAUCACUAAGCACAUCACAAAUCUUUCAAUAUAAACAUGUAAUGUAUUUCGGGGUGGACUUUUCCUUUAAGUGUCAGCAGCGAACGUGGGGAAGACGAAUGUACACAUUGAUAAACACAGUCAGUUAAACAAAUCUGUUAUUAAAGAACUCCUCAAGUAGACCAGAAAUGUUUUCUUUGAAUCUUUAAUGAAUAAGAAUAAAAAAGAUGGUCUAGGGAGAUUGUGGAUAUGCCGUCUACCUCAGGUUAUUAAAAAAAAACAACAAAGAACCUGUCCCUGUAUCAGUAUUGAAGUCUGACAAAGUCUUGUAAAUGGAAUAAUAAAAGUAUUUUGGUAUGCUCCAGCUCCAUCCUAUGGGAAAGCUGAAGAAAAGUUUGACUUCUAAAAUAUUAUUGACAAAAUGUCACUCUACCGCAGCUCUGCUUUUGAGAAAAGAAACUGGAGUUUUGACAUUGACGACGGUGUUCUUAUAAAAUGAAAUAAAACCUUUUUAAAUCUAGUCAGUUGAUGGUACUGUGUAACCAUCGAUAGGUUAGAAGUUGUGUUUUAAAGUACAAACCACAAAAGUAUUUUGUAUAAUGAUUUGUUUUGUGAAACUGACCAACAAGCUGUUCUAAUGGUUUUAUAUCACUGUAAAUCUGUACUUGAGUAGUUGAGAUGUUUCUGUUGAAUUGUUCCUUUUAAAAAUGAUUUAUACAAUGUGUUGUAUAAAUGCUAUGCUAUUGGUUCUCAUAUAUCAAAUCAAUACACUCACCUUGAGGGCAUUUACAGUCUUUUGUAUUUUGUGAUGGAUAUGACUGCGAAACAUAAGUGCAAACAGCUUGCUUCAAAUGUCUUGACCCAUUUUUUCACCUGUCCCUGUUUUAGAGAUUCGAUUUCACAAUGUUCUCCAUCGCAGAACAUCUCCUUACUAAGGAAAGCUUUUUAUAGGGCUGUUGGUUGUUAUUUACACAGAAAAUGUGGGAUGAGUCCUUAUUUACAUUUAUGUUCCUGAUUUAAAAAAAGGAAAUAACAAUUCCAAGGUUUAGCAAGUGGUAGCCUAUCAGUCAGUGGAAAAAAUAGCAAGGCAGAUGGUAAAGAAAACAGUCUAAAUGUACUUUGUUAGUCUGAAAACAUUUCAAACUAGAUGAAGCCAAUUUUACAGUCAACUGCACAUGACAAAUCUUUUUUUCCCCUUUAGCUUUAAUGGACUGUUAACACUUUGAUAUCACUUUGCAUGAAAUGCAAUCCCACUCCUGCGUGUUUCCAAAGGAAUUCCUCCUGCAGUUAUUUUUGUUUUCCUUCAAUUCUAAAUAAAAUUCGAAUAAAAUUUG